This is a messenger RNA of Gymnodraco acuticeps, 7712 nucleotides long. It is a transcript of the gene zswim8, whose product is annotated as zinc finger, SWIM-type containing 8. Bases 1513 to 7407 code for a protein of 1964 amino acids. The transcript is spliced from 27 exons. Gene Ontology annotation, molecular function: zinc ion binding. Gene Ontology annotation, cellular component: Cul2-RING ubiquitin ligase complex. Lineage: Eukaryota; Metazoa; Chordata; Actinopteri; Perciformes; Bathydraconidae. The record is from RefSeq and is a predicted model, not a curated record.
GCCUGUGCAGAGCUGGCAGCCGGAAGCUGUGAUCAGCUGGUGGAGGAGGAGCUGCACGAGAGGUGAGCGAUCUUCCCCCGGCAGAGUAAUAGAUCCUGGACGACAGGAAUACGGGAAAUCAUCUGGGGAUCCCGGUGUCAUUUGGAGGCAGAGACGUUUGACUAGACGCUAGGACAGCCGGUGUCCGUCGGGCUGGAGGAGAUGUGAAGGACUCAUCAGGACUUGAGCAGCAAGCUGAAGGAGGAAUAUAUCGCUGUCAGCUUCAAACGUCAGAGAGGAGGCUCCCAUACUAAUACAAAGACAGAACAACAUCGAGCUAGGAGGGGAGGGUUAAUGCCGAGAAAUGAGCCGUUUGUUGCCUAUGAAAAUGCAAACGUCUAGAAGAUAUGCAAUACAAAUAAGCGUCUACGAUAGGAGUUCGAAAGGUGUAAAGCGUUAUCAUCACUAGUACAUGUAAACAAACAGCUACUCAAGCUAGCUCAGGUUAGCCGAUAGGGGGCUAGCUCUCUGGACUGGUGCUAAUACACAAGGCUUAGCUAAUAUAAGGCAGUUUACGGGAGCAGGGCGAAGGUGAACCGCUCUAAACACACUGGACGUCGGGUCAGAAAACAUAUACCCUCAAUAUAGUUGUUCGCAGUCGAUGACAGCCUUUUGUGUUAUCAGACGAUGCCGCUAUUAGCAUAAUUAGCCUGUCAGCUAACGGUGAAAUGUUAUUUGCAGCUCAGCAUAAUAACACUAAACUCGCAAAGUACGUGUAGAACAACGAUGUUACUAAUGCUACGUGUGUUUUUCACAUGGAUUAGUAAAACAUAUGUAUCUUUGAAAUAAGAGUAAGCACGUUAAGGACUGGCGUAACUGUUAAUGCUACAACAGUACAUCUAGAGACCCGGGGAGUCUGGUGGAUAGACAGAGUAGGACGAGGAUGAUGGAAAAUAACUUUUGGAAGAUUUAAUCACAUUGCCAUUCCUAGCCAGCUAUUCGUUGUACCCGCCUUCAUGCCUGCAUACCGUUAGUGGGUGGACAUUUGUAGUUUUGCAUAGUAAAACGUUACUCUUGUUUUCUUUGUGAGAGUAAAAACACUUGGCUGUGUCAGUGAACAGAGGGCCUCAGUUCCCUCAGGCUGGAGCCACAGCUCAGCCUGGCAGCAUGGACCGAGCCGCGAUACAUCUAAACUAGUUGUUUGCCUCAAAUAAGUAAAAAAAACACAUCUUAACAAAGGAUAAUUGACUUAAAGAUACUUUUUAAUCGUAGUUGUUUGUGCAUAUUUUCCUACAGACUAUUCAGAGGAGAUCACUGCAUGGCCAGUUGUAUUAUGUAGCUGUGCGGCCCAGCGGUAAGCCUCUCAGCUGUGUUUUGGUUGCUAGUGGCCUCCCCUCCCCCAGUCUUCAGACUCUGAUUCUCCCCGACUGUUGGACACAGUCCGCCGGGUUUCCCCUUCAUUCCUGCUCUGAAGAAAGGCCGUGGCCUCAGGUCGCAGUCCCCUGGACUCCGGGCCGUUAACAAGUGGAUGUAAUGGAACUGAUGUUUGCCGAGUGGGAGGAUGGGGAGAGGUUCUCCUUCGAAGACUCGGACCGGUUCGAAGAAGACUCUCUGUGCUCCUUCAUCUCAGAGGCCGAGAGCCUCUGUCAGAACUGGAGGGGCUGGAGGAAGCAGUCCGCUGGACCCAACUCCCCCACUGUCAAGAUCAGAGAUGGUCAGGUGAUUCCUCUGGUGGAGUUGUCAGCGAAGCAGGUAGCGUUCCACAUCCCAUUUGAGGUGGUGGAAAAGGUCUACCCCCCCGUCCCAGAGCAGCUACAGCUCCGCAUCGCCUACUGGAGCUUCCCCGAGAAUGAAGAGGACAUCAGGUUGUAUUCCUGCCUGGCUAACGGGAGUCCGGAUGAAUUCCAGCGUGGAGAGCAGCUCUACAGGAUCCGAGCUGUCAAAGAUCCCCUGCAGAUCGGCUUCCAUCUCAGUGCUACAGUGGUGUCCAACCAGUCGGGGCAGUCCAAAGGCGCCUACAAUGUGGCGGUCAUGUUCGAUCGCUGCCGCAUCACUUCCUGCAGCUGCACCUGUGGCGCUGGGGCCAAAUGGUGCGCCCAUGUGGUGGCCCUUUGCCUCUUCAGGAUCCAUAAUGCAUCAGCAGUGUGUCUGAGGGCUCCUGUCUCUGAGUCUCUGUCCCGGCUGCAGAGGGACCAGCUGCAGAAGUUUGCUCAGUACCUCAUCAGUGAGCUGCCUCAGCAGAUUCUCCCCACAGCUCAGCGGCUGCUGGAUGAGCUGCUGUCCUCUCAGUCUACUGCCAUCAACACCGUGUGUGGAGCUCCAGACCCGACAGCUGGCCCUUCCGCAUCUGACCAGAGCACCUGGUAUUUGGAUGAGUCCACCCUCAGCGACAACAUCAAAAAGACUCUGCACAAGUUCUGUGGGCCCUCACCUGUCGUCUUCAGUGAUGUAAACUCUAUGUACCUGUCGUCCACGGAGCCGCCGGCCGCUGCUGAAUGGGCGUGUCUCCUGCGACCUCUGAGGGGCAGAGAGCCAGAAGGCAUCUGGAACCUUCUGUCCAUCGUCAGGGAGAUGUUCAAGAGACGAGACAGCAAUGCUGCCCCCCUGUUGGAGAUUCUCACUGAGCAGUGCCUCACCUACGAACAGAUCAUCAGCUGGUGGUACAGUGUUCGGACCUCGGCGUCCCACAGCAGUGCCAGUGGCCACACCGGGCGCAGCAACGGCCAAUCGGAGGUGGCGGCUCACGCCUGUGCCAGCAUGUGUGAUGAGAUGGUGGUGCUAUGGAGGCUGGCGGUACUUGACCCCACCAUGAGCCCCUGCAGGCGUCUGGAGCUGGCCGGGCAACUGAAGCAGUGGCACCUGAAGGUCAUAGAGAUCGUGAAGAGGGGACAACACCGCAAGUCUCUGGAUAAACUGUUCCAGGGCUUCAAGCCUGCUGUGGAAUCCUGCUACUUCAACUGGGAGGUGGCCUACCCGUUAGAGAGCAUCACCUACUGCAGCGCUGAUAAGAAGAGCGCCACCUUCUGCUGGUCCAGGGCAGUGCUGCACCAGAGAGGGGUCAAAGCUGCUGCAGGAUCGGGGGGAGAAACCCUGAAGGCGGAGCGGGGGGGCAGAACUGAAGGCGGAGCAGGGGGGGAUUUUAAAGGCAGAGGUCACUCGUCCCAACAGGAGGUGGCAGUACGACCCAAGGAGACCUUACUGACCAAGAGGAAGGGGCUGUCAGUGAGCGGAGGGGGGGGUGUGCUGGUUCGUCUGGGAGGUGGUGUCUCUCUGUCCCUGGAAGAUGGAGGAGGGAAGUGCAUGUACAAGGGGCCGGGUUCCUCCUCUGGAGGGAAGCUGAAACUGACCCAGGGAGGUGGGAAGGGGGCCUCUGUAGGGGGUCCUGUGGGAGGGAGUGGGGUAGGAGGUGGUAAGCAUGCCAGUGCCAAGCGGAGAACCAGCAGUGAGGACAGCUCCCUGGAGCCGGACCUGGCCGAGCUCAGCCUGGAUGAUGGCUGCAGUCUGGCACUGGGGGCAGAGGCGAGCAACACCUUUGAGUUUCUCCCCCCUCCACCUGAGAUGCUUCCCUCCCUGAGCCCACUGCUCCGAGACUCGCGUAAGUACAGCAACAGCAACGGGGGGAGCAAGAUAUUUGAAACAAAGCGUGUGAGCCAUGCCUCGGCUGCACUCCCUGCUGCAGAGCCGACUCCCCCCUGCUUCCCCCCCAAAGAGACGGUGGUGGUUGUGAUGGACAUGCCCAGCUCUGCAGAAAAGGACGCAGAGCAGGAGGUCGAGCCGGUUCAGAACAAAGAGGAAGAUGUAGACUCCGCUGGCAGUAACCAGCCUUCCACUUCAAUCGCAACGGCGACAUCAGGCUCCACUCAGAACUCCAAGCCUGCACGGGGCCGCAGAGAGGCGGGGCCCGCUGGAGCAGCAGCAGGGAGUGGGGGGGCAGCUAACCAGGCAGCAGGUGGAGCUGCAGGAGGAGAACCUGUGGGUGAGGACGACUACCAGGCAUACUACCUGAGUGCUGCCUCAGAGGAGGGAGCAGACAGACAGCUGGCUGAGGGCCACCAGGAGGAGGAGCCUGAUAUCUUCGCAGGGAUGAAGCCGCUGGAGCAGGAGGAUCGCAUGGAGGUGCUGUUUGCCUGUGCGGAGGCCCUCUAUGCUCACGGCUACAGUAAUGAGGCGUGCAGACUGGCCGUGGAGCUGGCCAGAGACCUGUUAGCCAACCCUCCGGACCUGAAGGUGGAGCAGCCACAGACUAAGGGUAAGAAGAGCAAGGUGUCGACCAGCCGCCAGACGCAGGUAGCCACCAACACGCUGUCCAAGGCCGCCUUCCUCCUCACCGUCCUCAGUGAGCGGCUGGAGCUCCACAACCUGGCCUUCUGCACCGGCAUGUUCUCUCUGGAGCUGCAGAGACCCCCGGCCUCCACCAAAGCUCUGGAGGUGAAGCUGGCCUACCAGGAGUCGGAGGUGGUGUCUCUGUUGAAGAAGAUUCCUCUGGGCCUGGUGGAGAUGUCGGCCAUCAGAGAGAGGGGCGAGCAGCUACGAGACGGAAACUUCUGUGACUACAGGCCGGUGCUGCCGCUCAUGCUGGCCAGCUUCAUCUUCGAUGUGCUGUGUACCCCAGUUUGUGCAGUUGUGUCCCCAACGGGUUCCCGUCCACCAAGCCGUAACCGUAACAACGAGAUGCCUGGAGAUGAGGAGCUUGGCUUUGAGGCUGCUGUCGCUGCACUUGGUAUGAAGACCACAGUGAGCGAGGCGGAGCAUCCUCUGCUGUGUGAAGGAACUCGGCGGGUAAAAGGUGACCUGGCUUUGGCUCUAAUGAUCACCUACAAGGACGACCAGAGCAAGCUCAAGAAGAUACUGGAUAAGUUGUUGGACAGGGAGAGUCAGACCCAUAAGCCCCAGACUCUGAGCUCAUUCUACUCCAGCAAGCCAGCAGCUGGCAGCCAGCGCAGCCCUUCCAAACACUCUGCUGCCAACCAUAGUGGGGUGAGCGGGGCAGCAGGGGGCGUCUCCAAACAUGGACCCUCCUCUUCCUCUGCUGCCACUGUGGCAGCCUCCUCCUCUGCUGCCACGGGAUCUGGGGAAGUGGCGCAGCAGGCUGAUCUGAACCCAGUGCAGAACAACACAGCCGGAGAGUGCACUGCUGAGCCCCGGGAGCAUGAUGGGCCUGCUUCAUCAGCUGAGCACCAGAAUGAGAUGGCGCCUAUUAAGGCGGAGGCCACGGUGCCCAGUCGGCUGGCUCUGGGGGCCCGCUGCGGAUACAGCCAGCGCUGCUGGGGCUCGCCUGUGCGCCAGAAGAAGAAACACACGGGCAUGGCGAGCAUCGACAGCAGCGCUCCAGAGACCACCUCUGACAGCUCCCCCACCCUCAGCCGCCGGCCGCUCCGGGGCGGCUGGGCAGCAACAUCUUGGGGGCGGGGCCAGGACAGUGACAGCAUCAGCAGCUCAUCAUCUGAUUCACUGGGCUCCUCCUCCUCCAGCGGCUCUCGGAGGGCAGGGGGCGGGGCCAGGGCCAAGAGCACGGACACCAGCAGAGCGAUGGUGGGCUAUGAACCUACUUAUAGAACUGGAGUCACAUCCAGGUACAAAGGGCGGCGUCCAGAAUGUCACGCCCCCCACGUGCCCAACCAGCCGUCAGAGGCAGCAGCACAUUUUUAUUUUGAGCUAGCCAAGACAGUGCUAAUCAAAGCUGGAGGAAACUCCUCCACCUCCAUUUUCACCCAGCCGUCAGCCAGCGGGGGCCACCAGGGGCCCCACAGAAACCUGCACCUGUGUGCCUUUGAGAUUGGCCUGUAUGCUCUUGGCCUCCACAACUUUGUUUCACCAAACUGGCUGUCCAGAACCUACUCCUCCCAUGUGUCCUGGAUUACUGGCCAGGCAAUGGAGAUCGGCAGCGCAGCCCUCAACAUUUUGGUGGAGUGUUGGGACGGACACCUCACCCCCCCAGAGGUAGCAUCACUUGCCGACCGUGCGUCGCGGGCCAGGGACCCCAACAUGGUGCGGGCGGCAGCGGAGCUGGCCCUGAGCUGCCUGCCUCACGCUCACGCUCUCAACCCUAAUGAGAUCCAGAGAGCCCUGGUGCAGUGCAAAGAGCAGGACAAUGUGAUGCUGGAGAAGGCCUGCAUGGCAGUGGAGGAAGCAGCCAAGGGUGGGGGGGUGUACCCUGAGGUCCUGUUUGAGGUAGCCCACCAGUGGUACUGGCUGUAUGAGCAGUCAGUGGGUGGGGGCUCAGGCCAGCAUCGGGAGACGUCAGGGCGCUGCGGGGCCAACGGGGGCUCGGGCAGGAGGCCCCAGGAGUCCAGCUGUGUGGUGAUUGACACCAGAGCAGGCAUGGAGUCUGCUGGCGUGGCAACGAUCACCGCCUCCGUCACUGCAGCAGCCGUGGUCCCCGUCAUAUCUGUGGGCUCCACCAUCUAUCAGUCCCACAUCAUGCCGGGGCAGGCCAUGGCUCACCCCCACAGCCAGGGGCUCCACCCCUACACCACCAUUCAGGCCCAUCUCCCCACCGUCUGCACCCCCCAGUACCUGGGACACCCUCUGCAGCACGUCCCCCGGCCCACCGUCUUCCCUAUCGCCGGAGCUGCAUAUCCACAGGGAAUCCACCCAGCCUUUAUCGGAGCCCAGUACCCGUUCUCAGUGGCCACUGGACCCCAGCCCCCUAUGGCAGCCACGGCUGUGACCUUCCCCGGGGUCCCGGUACCGUCCAUGACUCAGAUCGCCGUCCACCCGUACCACCCUGAGAGCGGGCUGCCCCUCACAACUGUAGCAGUGGGCAGCGUCCACGCGGGCCCCACCAUCCAGGCCAUCCAGGGGACAUCCCUGUCCUCCCAGCCCGGAUCAAUGAUGGGCACUGCUUUCCCAGUAGAGGACGAGCAGCACAGCCAGCCAGUUAGCCAACAGGGCCUGCACUACCUGCACUCUGCCUACAGAGUUGGCAUGCUGGCGCUGGAGAUGCUGGGCAGGAGGGCUCACAAUGACCACCCCAACAACUUCUCCAGGAGCCCGCCUUACACUGAGGACGUCAAAUGGCUGCUGGGACUGGCUGCCAGGCUAGGAGUCAACUAUGUGUACCAGUUCUGUGUGGGAGCAGCAAAAGGAGUCCUCAGUCCGUUCGUCCUGCAGGAAAUCAUCAUGGAGGCUCUGCAGAGACUCAACCCCGCCCACAUCCACGCACACCUCCGAACACCCGCCUUCCACCAGCUGGUGCAGCGCUGCCAACAGGCCUACCUGCAGUACAUCCACCACCGGCUCAUCCACCUGACGCCUGCAGACUACGAUGACUUUGUGAACAUCAUCCGCAGCGCUCGUAGUGCGUUCUGCCUGACGCCUGUAGGCAUGAUGCAGUUCAACGAUGUGCUGCAGAACCUGAAGAGAGGCAAGCAGACCAAGGAGCUGUGGCAACGCAUCUCCCUGGAGAUGGCCACCUUCUCCCCCUGAGAGAGGGUCCUGGGCCCCCUCAGCCUCCAGCACAGCUACUGCCACUGCACCGAGCGCGCUCCCCGCUCUGUGGUUCCUUCUCUCUGGACGUGGACUCAGACUGGCUCUGCACACAGGCAGUACAAUCAGCUCCCGCGCCCCACCCUCAGACACUUCCUUUUUUAUGUGUGCUCGGAGCUCAGAGGAGGUGUCGACUCACCCUCCUGCUCUCCUCUGCUCCUGACUGACUCCUCACCCCCGUUUCAUCAUGGUUCAUGUUUGUGUAACUGUGGAAUUAAAGUGUACUCCUUCCUUUCUUCAUCUUA